AACAACCAAAUGUGAGGACAGACUCACGCUGCGCGGCGUCUUAACGCGCACGAGCAGGUGUCGCUUUCCAGUGGGACGUAUCUGCAGAUGCAGCCUCGCCGCAUUCGGCGUGCAGCGGCUGACGUCACGACGAGCGCUGAGCGAGAGGAGUUGAAAUAGGGCAGAGCAGGAGCGGAGCGCGGAGAGGAAAGCAGCCGAAGCCGAGGAUGCGCUGCGCCGCUCACAGCUGUGGACGCCGCCGCCGCUGCUGAUAGAGCCGAUCAUUCAUCCGAAGCCUCUGAACCGAGCCGGGCGGGAGGAAGGAGUGGGACUAAAGGACCAAGCGCAGUUUGGACGCGUGUCCGUGGGGAGAUCUGCUCGCAUUCCCUUCCUUUUCCGUCCUCGCGUCACCACAGGUACACACUCAUGGGCAGCUUGGGUGUUUGGGCAGUGGCUGUCGUCGCUCUGCUGGGCACCUCAGGGUGCUGGCUGGCUGAAGGGCACAAAGGCAGCAGGCGAGACAGCAUGGACAAAGCCACGAUGUCACGCAACUCCUCCCAGGGACCGCGCGCCAUGGAGAAGGGGAAAGCAGACGGGAGCAUCGAUCAAUCCCUCUCCGGCGCAGACGAGAGCCCGUGUCGGAGGACCUACUGCGGCCGCGGCCGGCAGUGUGUUCUGAUGGCGGAGACGGGCCGGGCCGAGUGCGUGUGCCAGGAGAAGUGCCGCCCGUCCUUUGUGCCCGUGUGCGGCUCCGACGGCAGGUUCUACGAGAACCACUGCGAGGUGUACCGCACGGCCUGCCUGGAGAGGAGGCGGAUCUACGUGGUGCACAGCAAAGACUGCUUCUUCAAAGGCAACGCUUGCACCAUGUCAGAGUACAACAAACUGAAGAGCACGCUGCUGGAGAUGCAACCCAAGGUGCUGCAGCCUGGAGAGCGGAGCCAGCAGAGGGACAUGGAGCAGAAGAGGGCCCAGGUGGACGCCAUGUUCACGUACCUGGACGGGAACCAGGACGGCCGGCUGAUCAGCGACGAGCUGGAGAAGAUCUCCACUAAGGAGCAGCUGGACAGCAGUCUGCUGGAGUGCACCAUGCAGGACCUGCUGCGCUACGACGACUACAACAACGACGGGCAUCUCAGCUUACACGAGUUCUACACGGCUUUCCAGGUCGUCCAGCUGAGCCUGUCGGAGGACCAGCGCAUCAGCGUCUCCACGGUAACCGUGGGCCUCAGCGCCGUCCUCACCUGUGCCAUUCAGGGGACGCUGCGCCCACCCAUUAUCUGGAAGAGGAACGGCAUCGUAUUAAACUUCUUGGAUCUCGAAGAUAUAAAUGACUUUGGGGACGAUGGCUCCCUGUACAUCACCAAGGUGACAACAAUCCACAUGGGGAACUACAGUUGUCACGCCUAUGGCUACGAAGACCUCUAUCAGACACAUGUGCUGCAGGUGAAUGUCCCUCCGGUCAUCCUGGUCUAUCCAGAGACGCAGGCCCAGGAGCCCGGCGUUUCUGCCAGCCUCCACUGCCACGCCGACGGCAUCCCGGAUCCCAAGCUCCUGUGGCUGAAGAACGGCAUGGACCUGCAGCCCAGAUCCUCCAAACAGCUUUCUCUCAUAGCAAACGGUAGCGAGCUCUUCAUUGGCAGCGUCCGCUACGAGGACACCGGAGCCUACACAUGCAUCGCCAAGAACGAAGUGGGAGUGGAUGAGGACAUCUCGUCUUUGUUUGUGGAAGACUCAGCCAAGAAGACCCUUGCAAACAUUCUGUGGAGAGAAGAAGGUUUGAGUGUGGGGAACAUGUUCUACGUGUUCUCUGACGAGGGCAUCACAGUUCUCCAGCCCAGUGAAUGUGAGAUACGCAGACACAUGAAGCGGACUGAGAGGGUUGUCGCCACUUAUGAGGAGAUGUGCCCUAAAGGUGAGGGGGUCUCGCCUCAGCGCUGCGUGUGGUCCUCAGCAGUCAACAUCAGGGAUAAGUACAUCUACGUGGCCCAGCCCCUCCAGAGCCGACUGCUGGUGGUGGAUAUUCAGGCACAGAAGGUGGUGCAGGCAGUAGCAAUAGAUCCCUUCCCUGUGAAGAUGCUCUACGACAAAUCCCACGACCAAGUGUGGGUGCUCACAUGGGGCGACAUGGACAGAACACACCCAACACUACAGGUGAUUCCUCAAGCCAGCGUGGGUGAAGUGCAUCACGCCAUCCGCACAACGUUCCAAAGGGUCAACGACUUCUUCAUUCCUCCAACCAACCUGAUAAUCACUCACGUGAGGUUUGCCUUCGUCUUCCUCAAAAACGAACCCGCAGUGCACAAGAUUGACCUGGAGACCUUCCACCGCGUCAAAACCAUCAGCCUGAAGAACCACAGCUGCGUUCCCGUCAGCAUGGCCUACACACACCUGGGCGGCUUCUACUUUGUUCAGUGCCGGAGCAAGAGCGGCCUCAAGGCCCCGCCCCAAAUCCUGAUUGAUAGCGUGACGGACACCGUGAUUGGCCCCAACCUCAACGUCACAGGGCAGCCCUUCGUGUCGCCGGACGGCCGCUACAUCGUGACGCCCGACCCGCAGAGCUCGAAGCUGCUCAUUCAGACAGUGUCCUUUCAGGGGGAGCUGGGCCUGAACCAGGAAGUGGACAUCACCGUGGAUGUGUCUGACCUGGUCUUCCAGCCCUCCUUCAAAGAAUCCAACCAGCACGUGGUGGUGGCGACCUCGGGCUCAGGCACGGACCUGCUCUUUGCGGAUCUCUCCACGGGCCGCUCCGAGGUUGUGCAGAGCCUCAAGGAGCCCCUGGACCCCCACGCCUGGCCCUGGGGGGGCCCCAUCAGAGCGGUGGCCUCCAGCGGCCUGUUCGGACAGUACCUGGUGACGCCGUCCACCGAGUCCCUGUUCGUCCUGAACGGAAAGCAGAGAACGCCGCACUGCGAGGUGUCAGACAUCAAGAGAGGGAACACAGUCGUGUGGGUCGGUGAGGUAUGAGUAGAAAAAAGGCUGUAGGAAACGUUGUCAAACGAUCAGGCCAAAUUAUCUAUUAUAAAGAUUUCUUUCAACAUACAGUAAGUUGUUGACUCAACCCUGGGACUGAGCGACACGGAACACGUCCGGGUUCAUUCUAACAAACGUACACUUAAAAUAGGCUAUUGGAAAAAACAUUAAGAAUCUUUUGUUGUGAUAUUUCUAUUGGGAGAAAGUGUCAAUGCCGUUCAGUGCAACAGUGAUCUACGUGCACUCAACUUUACAGAAAUGUACAUUAUUGCACUUCCUUCCAUGUUAUCACAGCAAAUAGGAACCUGACAAUGGGUAAUUAACCAACUAUGAACUAUGCACAAUGCUCACUUUUUUUAAGAGUAAAAGCUUUUCCGAUUUUGGUUUUCUCAACAAUGUUCGUCGUUUUCACCAGUGCUGCAUAUAAUCACCACAAACUGUCUGUCCUUAGUGUAUGUGUGUUUUGGGUCUUUUUAAAAGCUACCGAGCUGUUUAUUCACCUGUGUCAUGGUAUUGUACUGUAACCCCCCACCCCCGGAAGCUUUUAUUCUCCCAACGCUGGCAGAAGUUGGCUUUAUGCACACGUAUGUAUAAAACCCUCUAUUUCCACGGUCUGAUUGGUCCAUUAGCCCCCGACGACGGAUCUCUGGCUCGCAGAGGGAGUCCGGCUAGAAAUGAACAAUACAUCUAGCAAUGGUCUAAUCUGUCCCCCCACUGUCUCACAUUCACUCUGUACCUGCAGCACCACUCUGUGCUGCAGAGCCUGAAAAUGCCACUUAGCAGAUUCCCUCAGGGUAAUAACUCUGGUUUGCGCUGACCUGCACGCUGAGGCUGUGCCAAAGCGGCAUCAACUCGCUAUCUGACCGGCUGUGAGCGUUUGUACACGCACCCGGAGAGCCAUGCGUCAAGCUCCCGCUCCAAGGCAGGUUUUCAGCGGCCGCGCCGGUCGGCAUCGAAGUCUAGCAGCUCGUUCCAAACGCAGGGAGGCGCUUCUUACACAUUUUACCCUCGUUUCGGAUUAUUAGCAUUCGUUUCGUUACCAUUCUAAAAACCUACUCUUGAAAAACACAAUAGUGUGAGUUCCGAGGCAGCAACAAUAAACACCAGCAAAUCUUUACCUACUGAAAGAGUGGAAACUGAAAGUCUCUAUCUUUGUCUUUUCUGUACUGUACUUUGGUCAUUUGCACUAAUCAUUGUAACGAUGAUCCAUCAGCAGCAGGAAAGCACUGAGGCUUCUCUGUAUUGAUGGAGUCAGCUUGGAGAACGCGCUUCCCAGCCUUGGAGCGACAGCUUUGAGGCCUGACCCUGCUCUGUGCCUCCCAGCUUCAAACGACCCCUGGAAAUCAAUGAAUGUAGAAAACCUGUACAAACUGAUUUAAAUAAUAAAACAAGCGUGACACCUUUUCCAAAGACAGUUAACUCUUACUUACAUAUUCAGAAGACGUAAAUCCUACAUUGAAACUAUCUAGAACACAACCAUCACUUAACCUAAUGAAAGAAACUAGAACCAGUCACAGAACCAGCAAACGUCUGCUUCCACUCAACCAGUAGAUGAUGGAGAAGCUCAAACGUUCACAGCCACAGCGGAUUUCAGUUGAUCUGUUUUGGUCGCUCACGAUGCAAUAUUGUGUCCAACAUGGUAAAAAAAAUCAGAAUCUGAGUUGUUCCCUGUCAAACUAACUAACUCCCAUCACGUCCUCCCGAUACGUAGCUGUGCCUGUAACUCUGCAAUGCGAUGUGUAGGGUAGAAACGAAGCUGUACGAGGAAACGUCAAAAGUGAACAACUUGUUGUUGAUAUUUGUGUUUUAGGUGUUUGCUGCUAAUCUGCCAUGAACCAUUCUGGCAUUGAAGCCUGUUUCAAGGCAAAGACUUAAAGAUGCUGAUGUUUCUUAGACCACUGUUGCACUGAGGACAGAAAUAUAUCUGACAGACGUUCGAAUGGAAAUUUGUAGCCCUGUUCUCGCACCAUUUAAAGGUUCAGCCUCAAGUCACCCUCCAACGGCAGAAAGAGCAGGCUGCAGUAUUCCACAGCUGAGACAUGCAUGUACCCGAACCAGACCUUCAGCACGACUAUUCCUGACCUCACACUCACCUGCAGUUCACACUUGCUUGUGGAAAAUGAAGUCACUCAUUGUCACGUCCGUCAGCAUUUCUGUGGAGGUCGAUUCAGCAGAAUGACAUCACGACUAGCGCCACGGAGGGCAAAGACGCUGCAGCGCUGGCUGGUGCUGCCAGAACCCGCUGGCGUUCGGACCUGCUCCUCUCCUUUAAGCGUCCAGUAAGAGGCUGCAGAGCUGAAGCGCUGGCUGUGGUAGACGUCGAUAGAACCACUGUUGUAGAUAAAAGGUUCAUGUUUAGACCUCGAUCAAACAUGACAAAACUGACUGUACAGUUUUCUUUAUGCAUUUUGUGUGUUCUGGUUUAUGAGGGACUUGUUUUGUAAGAAAAAAUCGAAAUAAAUAUAUUGUAAAAACCA
Molecule: messenger RNA, 5429 nt
Organism: Betta splendens (Siamese fighting fish)
Lineage: Eukaryota; Metazoa; Chordata; Actinopteri; Anabantiformes; Osphronemidae
Gene: fstl4
Product: follistatin-like 4
Exons: 16
Coding region: 406-2946 (846 amino acids)
Biological process (GO): cell differentiation; regulation of BMP signaling pathway; multicellular organism development
Molecular function (GO): protein binding
Source: RefSeq, a predicted model, not a curated record